Molecule: messenger RNA, 3389 nt
Organism: Colius striatus (speckled mousebird)
Lineage: Eukaryota; Metazoa; Chordata; Aves; Coliiformes; Coliidae
Gene: SPINT1
Product: serine peptidase inhibitor, Kunitz type 1
Exons: 11
Coding region: 153-1673 (506 amino acids)
Molecular function (GO): serine-type endopeptidase inhibitor activity; protein binding
Source: RefSeq, a predicted model, not a curated record
UUUGUCUCUGCUGGACGCAGCUGAAGGCGCACCUGAGGGCUGAGGGCACGGGGAGGGGGGACCGGGGGACGCCCCAGCUCUCAGCAUCGCUUUCCUCACAGACUGACCAGGAAAGGAUUCGGGUCUGAAGGGCUGAGGAUCGGGGUGCCAAGAUGGCCAGAGGGAGUCUGUGUCCACAGCUUGCUCUCUGGGUCUGCCUGGUGGUGACAGCAGCCCUCGGUGAAGAGCAGGAGAACAGGCCCUUUGGUGAGAAGUGCCUGGAGGGCUUCACAGCCGGGAUGCCGGGUUUGGUGCUGGAUACAGACGCCUCAGUCCAGAAUGGAGCCACCUUCUUGUCGUCCCCCAUGGUCCAUCGGAGCAGGGACUGCAUGAGAGCCUGCUGCAAGGACCCCGCUUGUAACCUGGCUCUUGUGGAGCAGGUCCCAGGCAAGGAGGAAGACCACAUCCAGGGCUGCUUUCUCCUCAACUGCCUCUACAAGCAGGCUUUUGUCUGCAGGUUUGCCAGGAAGAUCGGCUUUCUCAACUUCCUGAGGAAGGACGUGUACGAGUCCUACCUGGCGAUGCAGGAGCACGGAUCUGGUGAUGACCGUCCUCCGACAGCCCGCACUGGCAUGGACAUGAGGGUGCAGCCAGGGGAGCCCGUGGUGCUGAGAGGCACAGAGAGCACGGAUGACAGAGGAAUAGUCAGCUAUGAGUGGAAACAGGUCCUCGGCGACCCCUCUGUGGAGAUGAAGAAGCAUGAAGAAGAUCAGGUGGAAAUCUCCAACCUGCAGCCGGGAACUUACGUUUUCCAGCUCACCGUCACGGACACUGCACAACAGCAAGACUUCACCAACAUCACCAUCAUGGUGCUGAAUGCUGAGCAGACUGAAGAGCAUUGUUUGAGUCCUAAGAAGGUGGGUUGGUGCCGGGGAUCUUUUCCACGUUGGUUUUACAACCCAAGCCUUCAGCAGUGUGAGGAGUUCAUUUUUGGUGGCUGCAAGCCCAACAAGAACAACUACUUACGGGAAGAAGAGUGUAAACUGGCCUGCAAGAAUGUCAGAGGUUCCGUGGGCGGGCGACAGCAGCCAGUGUGCAAUGGGAAGUGCCAGUCCCCCUACUUCAGAUGCAAGGAUGGCUGCUGCAUUGAUGCCUAUUUGGAGUGUGACGAAACUCUCGACUGUGCCGAUGGGUCGGACGAGAUGUAUUGUGAACAGUAUGCUCGUGAGUUCAAUAGGCUGCAGAAACUCAACAUCACGCAUAAGCGAGAUCACUGUGUGGACCUGCCUGAAACUGGACAGUGCACUGAGAGCAUCCCCCGCUGGUACUAUAAUCCCUUCUCUGAGGAAUGUGACCCCUUCACCUACGGGGGCUGUGGUGGCAACAACAACAACUUCGAGAAAGAGGAAGAGUGCAUGAAAUCAUGUUCAGGCAUCACAAAAGCAGAUGUCAUUGGCCGGAGAUGGGAAUCAUUUGAGCCCCAAAAUGCCAUCUUAAGUGUCUUUGAGGUGGUGAUUGCUGUGCUCCUGGGGAUCUGCAUCAUGGUAGUCCUGGUGAUCAUUGGCUACUUCUUCCUGAAGAACAGGAAGAGGAACAGCCGCCGCCGUCAGCCAGCCACUGCUACCAACUCAACCCUCUCCACCACAGAGGACACUGAGCAUCUGUUUUACAGCGGUGCCACCAAACCAGUCUGACCUACAGCCUCUCUCUCUCCAGCCCAGCACUGGAGCACUCCACAAAACUUCUGUUUUUAGACAGGGGCCUGAGCCUGAGGGGCUCUUUCUCUUCGAAGACAUUUGUAGCACCAGGCCAAGAUCUAGCCACGAUUUGACAGUACGAGUGUUUGUGAUUGUCUUGGCUAAAUUGCUGCUUUGGAAAGUGAGGAUCUGGGAGCAUUUUGGUGCUCUCUGAUGUCUGUCCUUUCCUAACUUCAAACAAUCCAGUGAAACUCUGAACUACAUCUCUCUUCCUGCUGAAAUCCAGAGCACAGCUCUGCUCAACUUACUGAAGGACCCUGGGACUGGACCUGUGUAGCAUUCGAGAUGCUGAAUGGUGCAAGCUCAUCAGAGACAGCAGUUUGGUUUUGUUUGCAGUGCCACUUUCUUCCACCCAACUCCAUGUUUUCUUUCCUUUCCCCUAAUCCUCUGUAAGGUGGCCCUGCCUCCCAGCAGUCCUGCUCACAGUGAGCCUCUUGAGGGCUGUGAGAUUCACAUAACCAUCCAGACCUGUUCCAAGGGCUCUGUGACGCUCUCCAGUGGUUCCUGCUUUUGAGAUGGAAGGAAACAGAAACCCCUGCUUUAAUCACUAGGCUUUGCUUUUUAGCAGAAAAGCAUGCCUAGAUAUGUUUUUUCUGCCUGGUUGCCAUGUUGCAGCCUCCUGUGUACGGUACGUGCCCACUGUUUUCUCUCUGUGUUGCCCUGGUUGCUUUUCCAGUGCUCAGUCUGAACCUAAACACAUUGACAAAAUAUUUAUUCUCAUGUGAAAGGAAGGGCAAUGUCCCUGCUUUUCCUGAUGACAAUGAGAGGAGAGUGGAAAGACCCAGCUCCCUCACAGCUGGACCUUUGCUGCAGCGUUGAUUUUACUGCCCUCUACUCCACACACACAGCCUGACCUGAGUCCUUGACAUCUCCCAGAGCACAGGAUGGGUCUGGCUACCACCAGCUAACAUCCCUGGGCCUCCUUGCUGCUGCUGCUGGCCUGUCCCUCCCAGUGUGAGAUGAGCCCAGCCCUAGGAGGUCCAGAGAUCAUCCCUUGCCCCAUGGCAACAUGCGACAUCCCCAUUUCAGUGAGGUCCUGUAUGUUCCCCCGUAGGUUGUUUGCAGUGAGAUGCCUUCCAGAUCUGUACUUCUGCAUCUCUCCUGUCCAGGCUUCUACUUCCAGGAGCUGAGGACUUUUGAUGGGGGCAGAAGCUGCUAUUUCUGAAGUGCCUGGUGUGUUUGUUGGCUGUGGGGCUGGCACCAGCCCCCAAACUUCCAGUACCUGCUGCUCUUGGAAGACUGCUGUGAAGAGAGAGGAAAUUUGUGUGUGUAAGAACCAUAAAUCUAUGUACAGACUUUGGUUUAAAUGUCCAGGGCUGAGGGCAGAGUGGCUCUGGAAGGUUCUGGUGAGGCCAUGUCCUGCUUAGGGCCCGGCACAGGUCUUCUGAAGUGCAGCUCCAGGAGAGCUGCCUCCUUGGGCUUAUGCCUGGGCUGGAAGGGAAGAAACCACUGCCCACAGUCUGCUGGCAAUCUGACUGCACACUUCUCCCCAUCAUGGGCAUCUGCCUCAGGGUCCCUGGGGCUGGUCAGAUUCCUCCACGGCUUUUCGUGAUCUGUCUCAUAUCAUUUCUUCCAUCUCUUUGUUUUCCCCACAGCCUAUCAUGGCCUAUGCAAUAAGCUUAACAUCUUGAUUUAAUAUUUUGUGUGCUCACU